CCGCUUUUUACGUCCAUGGGAGCAACCGGAGCAACUAUGCUGCGCUCCGCCUCCGCGUAUCCGGAAGUUGCGUCCUGAUGGAACUUCCGGCGUCUCUGGAGCAACACUGGGUGUCACGGAGUUCGGGCCCCUCACGGACAGGUCCUCCGCGCAGGGGUUAUCCGUGUCCGGUCAUUACGGAGCACCUGUCAUCACGGAAAGGACGAGAGUAGCGUGUAAAUGCGAGCGACAACGAACAUGGACCUGACUUGCCAGAAUUCUAGCAUAAGCGUUGAUUAUUUGCUCAGCCAAUUGAAUACAGCUAGACAAGAGAUUAAUAAUCUGAGACAGCAAGUGAAAAGCCUUAAGUAUAUACUUGAUAAAGAUGUUGAUAAUAUCAAACGCCUGUUGGAAUUACAAAAACGUGGGGAAACCCUUCCGCAGUCCAAACUAAUAUCUUCGGAAGAAGCGAAGCCCGGCACAAGUAAAGAUCAAGAUACUCUUAAAUUGAAACCCAUCGGCGUCAUUUCCACUUGGUUUCCCAAUAAAAGAGCAACUCCGAGACAACCUGGCGUAUGCGGGAGAGUACCAGGGAAGCUGACGCUUUACAAUUCUGUAUUUACAAAUCCGGAUCACGCCUUACAGGGCUUGCAAGACUUUUCCCAUAUGUGGAUUUUAUUUCACUUUCAUAGAAACGACUCGACCCACACCCGUGCGAAGGUAGCACCACCGAGAUUAAAUGGCAUGAGAACAGGCGUAUUUUCUACACGCUCUCCGCAUCGACCGUGCCCCAUUGGCCUUAGCCUGGUUAAGAUACUAAAAAUUGAAAAUUAUACGAUUUAUUUCGAAGGGGUUGACAUGGUCAAUCAAACUCCCGUUCUAGAUAUAAAGCCAUAUAUACCACAGUACGACAGUCCAUUACAUAUCGAAAAACUAGGCAAUAGGCUGAGAGAGAACAACGUGAAUGCCUCGGACACAUUUCACAAUGCGGAAGAAACCUUCAACUUGAGUGAAGGCCAAUCGGUUGACUCUUUUAAUAACGACACGGACAUCAACAACGACGAACAGACUGAGCUUGAUAUUUCCAGAGACGAGGAAAUAGCCUUGAGACUCCAAGUAGAAGAAUUUCAAGCUUAUCCGAAUCUCAAUGGUUACGAUAUUGCCAGACAACAAUCUUCCCAAUCGACAGAAGCUCAUGCUAAUACUUCGUUACAAAAUGACAUCAACGUGGACGUACACAGAGAAGCAUACUUUAUACGAAAUAGAACACCCGACACGAGACCAAGCUUGGAUUCUUCUAACGAGCAUAAUGCAACGUUAAUAGUUGAAUCGCAAACAGACUCCAUUAGAGAUUUAAAUAGUAGAUUACACAGAAUAGAUAUAAAUAAUUCCGGUAAUGCAGAUUCAUCGCGUACGGAAAGUGAUAACGACAAUGAGAUUAAUUACACCGAAAAUCAGACGUUACGUAAUUCUAGACUAUUAGACGGAGCGGAUGGACCAAGCACGGUAUGCGGUACCGAUAUAGAUUUAGUCAAUCGUCAUGUGUUGCACGCCAGAGUCGAUAAUUCUCCCGUAAGAAUGGGAAUACGCGAAGCGCCCGAUGGAGAGGAGGGACUCGAGUCCCAAACUUUGACGCCAUCGCGCACCUUGCCAGAUAUUCACGCUGCAACAGCUGUAUCGUCUGCGUCGAUGAACGCAGCGACGGAGAGUAACUUUUCCGAGAUAAGAGUACCGGACUGGAUCGCGCAACCUCGUACAGCCUCGUUGUCCGUGAUCUUCAACGAACGCGCCUUGAUGCAAUUAAACGAGAUUUUAGAUGACAAGGUUGACGAGCAAAAACAAGCUAUAGAAAAUGUACUGAGGGAAGAUCCUAGGUCGGUGUAUUUAAGACAGAGAUGGGGAGGUAAUCAAUUCUAUACCUUUUUGAUACACGACCUGCACAUCACGUGCCGAUUCGACGAUAGCCGAGGUAUCGUCACUGUAUUCCAAGUUCGACAUGCGGGUCGCACCUGCGAUUGCGGCGAGCCCGAAUGGCAAUGCUUGGGACACUCUCCUCUAUCUUAAUAUGUUAUAUUAAUGGACUUGAAAAGAAAGAAUAUAAAUAUAUUAGGAAAGAGAAAGGAGAGAAAAGUAAAAUUCCAUCACUGUAUCGCGAUUUAGUAUAUAAAAUAGCGCAAUUGUUAUUUAUUUACGUUUAUGUUUUUAAGUAGACAUGUUUUUACUCUUGUAAAAUUAAACAUCUUUUUGUAACAGUUAUUCAGUUGAUCAGGGCAUUAUAAAAUGAAAGUAACUUAAUGAAACAUCUCAUAUAUAUAAGUAUAACUUCAGUGCAAGUGUACGAGUUCCUAUAUUUUGUUAUGUGCGAAUUUAUGUCGUUUAUAUUAAAAGGAAUUUAUA
Messenger RNA from Temnothorax curvispinosus, 2376 nucleotides. RefSeq lists its product as uncharacterized. Lineage: Eukaryota; Metazoa; Arthropoda; Insecta; Hymenoptera; Formicidae. Bases 220 to 2043 code for a protein of 607 amino acids. The transcript is spliced from 3 exons. The record is from RefSeq and is a predicted model, not a curated record.